AUGAAGUCCUGCAAGCCCAGCAACCCCGCGGCCGGAGCGCGCGCGGCGCCCGCGUGCGCAGGCGGCGCGGAGUGCGCGGGUGCGUGCGCCGGGGCUGGGCGGCUGGAGAGCGCGGCGCGCAGGCGCCUGGCGGCCAACGCGCGCGAGCGCCGGCGAAUGCAGGGGCUCAACACCGCGUUCGACCGCCUGCGUAGGGUGGUGCCCCAGUGGGGCCAGGAUAAAAAGCUGUCCAAGUAUGAGACCCUGCAGAUGGCACUGAGCUACAUCAUGGCGCUGACCCGUAUCCUGGCCGAGGCCGAGCGAUUCGGCUCGGAGCGGGACUGGGUCAGUCUCCACUGUGAGCACUUUGGCCGCGACCACUACCUUCCGUUUGCGAGCGCGAAGCUGCCGGGUGAGGGCGAGCCCUACGGCCAGAGGCUCUUCGGCUUCCAGCCGGAGCCCUUCCAGAUGGCCAGUUAG
Neogale vison (American mink) is the source of this 459-nucleotide messenger RNA. It is a transcript of the gene ATOH7, whose product is annotated as atonal bHLH transcription factor 7. The transcript has a single exon. Lineage: Eukaryota; Metazoa; Chordata; Mammalia; Carnivora; Mustelidae. The record is from RefSeq and is a predicted model, not a curated record. Gene Ontology annotation, molecular function: protein dimerization activity. Gene Ontology annotation, biological process: regulation of DNA-templated transcription; neural retina development. The coding region runs from base 1 to 459 and encodes 152 amino acids.